AAAGUGAACGGCAUGGGACUCACACCAACUUUAACGAAAUUGAGUCUGGUUCCUACUUCUGCGAAGUUCACGGCCAAGAAUUUCACAUGCAGAUGAUAUACAACAAGGAAAAUGGAAACAGAAUUUCUAGGUGUAUCCUGAGUGCUGAAUUGGUUGAUUUUGCAAACUCAUAGCCAAACUCACAACAAAACAUGACAAGCCUUUCGAGGUUUAGUGGCUGCCCUCUCUCUUGCGUCAACCCCGGGGAGAGCAAUACUGAACCCAGCGUGGUGCUGCCACCUUUGGCAGGAGAGCACAUGGGACACCCCACUGGCAGUUCCUUAAAACUCUGCCCCUCGCACAAUUUGCGAGACUACCCAGAGACGAGGUCCAGUGCAUAUGUUGACCAUUCGGUUCCCAAUUUUUCAGACUCUGGAUACCCCAGUCACCGGUUAGAGCACAGCCCUAGGGGCAUUAUCAUUGGAGCCAAUCUUUCUGGAGCCGGCAUGCCACCCGUCACUGAUCAACUGGCAUCAAGACCUAACCAACAUGGAGGGAUUGGACGCUAUCGUGACUUUCAUGGCUACAGAGACAACAGAAACCAUACUUUUUUCACAAGUUAUCAGGAGCAGGCCCAUGCGUCCUCCGACGCAUCUCGAGAUCUCGGCAGCCAGAUGAUGCUGGGUCUGCCUGGCGACCUCCUCACCCGGACUCACCCGUACGGCCAAACUAUCAGCCCCAAGGGAAACAGCCAGCAACUUGUCACUCAGUUCCUGGGUCUGUACAAACCCCUGAACAUGGCAAUUCAGCGUGGAGGAGGAGACGCUUUCCUCAGGUGCUCAAAACAAACAGUAAAGCAUGAGCUGGUGUGCAAGUGGAGUGACGGCCAAGAGGGGGCUGGAAAGCUGCCUUGCUCCAGAGCCUUCGGGACCAUGUAUGAACUUGUCACCCAUGUGACAGUGGAGCAUGUCGGAGGACCUGAGCACUCUGAAUAUGUGUGUCACUGGGAGAAUUGUGUGAGAGACAGGAAGCCUUUCAAAGCCAAAUACAAGCUGGUGAACCACGUCAGAGUCCACACAGGGGAAAAGCCAUUUCCCUGCCCAUUUCACGGCUGUGAGAAAGUUUUUGCAAGAUCAGAAAAUCUAAAGAUCCACAAGAGGACUCACACAGGUGAAAAACCUUUUAAAUGUGAGUUCGAGGGCUGCAACCGGAGGUUUGCGAACAGCAGCGACAGAAAGAAGCAUUCACAUGUGCACUCCAGUGAUAAACCCUACAUGUGCAAGGUCAGGGGCUGCGACAAGUGUUACACCCACCCAAGCUCCCUGCGAAAACAUAUGAAACUCCACUGCAACAAGACCCAAGUCGCCAAAGACGGCGACGCGCGUCCUGGUGGUGGGGGUCACAUUGCGGAGGGCAGGUCAAGCCGAGUCUCGGAUGGAACCCAGAUCAGCCCCACUCAUCCACCCACCUCAUCUCAAGAUGUCCCCUUGUCCCCAGAGAGUCGAGACGAGCCGACCCCGAGGUCACGUUUCCAUCACACAUUUGACAGCAGUUUGGACUACUCAACACACAGGUCACAGCCCCUCUUGGACCCUUUGUUGUUACAGAGAGGCAGCUACAGGCCUCAGUCCUCCCAGUACCCCUGCAGCCAGACAGGUCACGCUUUUGCCCAGAGCUCAAGGACUUUCUCCCCUGCUUCUUCCUUUCAGAAAAGUAUUGUUAAUGGAUGGUACACAUGCCACAGCGGCGUGGACUCUUUCCCACCAAAGCAAUGCAAUAACAUCCCGUCUCUCUGAGGUGUUGUUGGGACACACACAGGCGGCUUAAUAUGUUGGGCCUAUUUUUUCAUGUGGUAGCUCAAACCUACAGCUGUUGUUCUCUGUACUUUCGUAAAUGUUGUAUUACAUAUUUUGCGUGACGCCCUCAGUUAUCCUAUUGAGUAUUCAAUGGAAAUGUGGCAAGCUUUAUUUGUUGUCGUGAGGUCUGUUCGGUUGGGUUUGGUUUAAAGCCCAUACAUCUCCCAAAAGUGGAUUAUAGGAACCGUUAUGUGUAUUUCUAGUUUUCGUUGUGUUGCAUAAGUAUUGAAGAUAUCUAUCUUUAAGUGGGGAAAAAAUGACUAAGGAUUUAAUGGAAAUCUGCGUGUUGAUUAGUCUAUUCUGAACUUUGAAUCUUUUAAGUAAAAGGAAGUGUCUUGCUGAAUGUAGCCCUGACUGUAGGGGUCUUUCUUGAAUGUAAACUAGUCUAAUGUAUGUCUGGAUGAAUAGAAAUAUUAUUCAUGACUUAUGUACGUCGCAAGAUAAAAUAAAUAUCUAAUUUUUUUUCGCCCCCCUCAAGUUAAAUGUUGAGGUUUAACAACCCUGCGUGACGGGCCUGGAGCAUGAGCUGUAAUUAAAAUACCGCAAUGCUCACUAGUUUUUUUCCUGCCCUUGAUUAUGUUUCACUUUUUGCCCCAUUUUUUUUUAUUAUUUUUAUUACACACUGUGUAUUAUAUGUAUAUUUCACAUUUCUGUGCAGAGUAAGAGUGUGAGUAUAAACCAGUGGUCGUGUUACUAUUCAAACGUUUAAUUAGCAUACAGUUCAAAAGUACAUAAGCUCACUGUAUAAUUAAUUAUCCUAUAUUUUAUUAAAGUGUCUAUAUUCUCUUUGAUCAGGAGUGUGUGGUUAAACCCAAUCAAUGCAUGAUGCCAAACCUUGUUCUUCCCCUUAAAACACAUCCAGUGCUAUUCGCCAUAUUUGCAAGUUUGCAUUCUUGUGCAAGCCAGACCUACCGAUGAGUCUGCAUAAUCUAUAUGUACAUACAUGCAGAGUCUAUAUUCUAGACUAGAUGUGGAAGUGAUUUGAUUGAGGUAAAAUCAAAGGUAACUGUAACGUGGUAAGAUAAACUCUUCUUAAUACAAAAAGGAAAUUGCAGUCUACUCAACGAAUUUAAUUUUCUUAACUGCGCAAUGAUUUUUUUGUUGUUGUUGUUUUUUUUUUUUUGGAGAGGCUGGAGAUGUGUUUUUGUUGCGGGGUUUCGCGCGUGUUUUCAUUUAGUGAUAUCAAAUCUGAUUUUUCUUCAUGUUUAAAUCAGUUUAUAAAUUUUAUCUCCUUAUAUUAUUUCUGUGUCUUAUUUAGACGCACAUAUACACCAUGGAGCGUUUUAUUUUGAAGGUGAACAAGCUGUAAAGAUAAAAAAGAAAAGACCCAGAUUAUAAGUUAAACAUACUUUAAAGAUAUUUACAUUCUAAGAAUUUUGACACUUUUUACAUUCUAAACUGUUUUGCUAGACAUAUGUGCCGUUCUGUUUGAUUUGGGUAUUGGUAUAAGUUAGAAAGUUUUUUUGUUUGUUUGGUUUUUGUGGGGAAAAAAAGCUCAAAAUGAUUCACUUGAUUGCUCUUUAUGGAUGCACAUAUUAUUAAUAGUUAAAUGUUUUACUUCGCCUAUAGCACAUUUUGGGAGAAACAUAUGAUCACAUUUAUUUGUUUUUUGUUCCUUCAAAUACAACCCUUCAAUUAAAACUCUCUUUAAAAUAAAAAACGUGGUAUUGGGAUUUCAGUUUGAAGCCUGUAUUUGUCUGUACAGAGCUUUUAGUCCGUUUUGCUACUAAUCCUGGUGCAGACAAUAGCUCAUUUUUAGUGAACUAUUGUUCCUAUCCAGUCUAUUCUGAGAUAACACUUCCUGUUUCCUGUCCAAGAAGCAACACCCCCUCUCUAACAAUACCAAAAGAAAAAGUAACUGGAAAUUAAGUGAUCAGGUUCAGGUAUGUUCUGUAGCUAAAGACUAUGUACACAAGUAUGUAUGGUAUAGCAAAUACUGUAUGUCCUUGUCCUGCUCAGGAAAGUAUAGUGCUUGGUCAUUGUGAAGGUGGCAAUAAUCACAAAUAAAGUAAAAGAAAAAGAAAUUCCACUCUACUACUAUUAGAAAAUGUUAU
This is a messenger RNA of Maylandia zebra (zebra mbuna), 3889 nucleotides long. RefSeq names its product zic family member 6 (gene zic6). Gene Ontology annotation, cellular component: nucleus. Gene Ontology annotation, biological process: regulation of transcription by RNA polymerase II. Lineage: Eukaryota; Metazoa; Chordata; Actinopteri; Cichliformes; Cichlidae. The record is from RefSeq and is a predicted model, not a curated record. Gene Ontology annotation, molecular function: RNA polymerase II cis-regulatory region sequence-specific DNA binding; DNA-binding transcription factor activity, RNA polymerase II-specific.